Molecule: messenger RNA, 1506 nt
Organism: Cornus florida
Lineage: Eukaryota; Viridiplantae; Streptophyta; Magnoliopsida; Cornales; Cornaceae
Product: transcription termination factor MTERF6, chloroplastic/mitochondrial-like
Exons: 2
Coding region: 192-1088 (298 amino acids)
Biological process (GO): regulation of DNA-templated transcription; chloroplast organization
Cellular component (GO): chloroplast
Molecular function (GO): double-stranded DNA binding
Source: RefSeq, a predicted model, not a curated record
AACAACCUUAGAUGGGUUAGGGCACACAGUGUUCAUCAUUCAAACACUUUCAGAGAACCGGAGGCGGAGAGAGACUGAUAGAGAGAGAAAAUCGAAUCAAUGAAGAUCCCCACUUUUCCGGCAAGUACUGAUCUCUACUCUUUGUUGUGAUUGAAAGCAUAUUAUGAUACAUCACUGUGUUUCUUCAAGAAAUGAGGACUGUAUAUAUCUGCAAAAGUCUCAUCUCUCUUUCUCUCAAGAAUUCUUCACAUCUCAACAAAACCCCAAUCUCUCUUUUCUCCCUCAACUUCUUCUCUUCCUCUCCAAAAAGCCCCAUUGCAGUGGCGGAUUACUUGAUUGAUAGACACAUAUUUUCUCCUGAAACUGCUUCGAAAGUCUCUUCCGUCGUAAAGUAUCUGAAAAGGCCUGAAGAGACCGAUUCAAUUCUUUCAUUUCUUCAGGAAAGUGGUUUUGCGGAUACCCAUCUCGAGCGUGUCAUCAAAUCCGCGCCUCAACUUCUCGCUGCAAAUCUUGAGCUUUCCAUCAAACCCAAAUUCAAGUUUUUUCAAGACUUGGGUAUUUCUUCUAGCGAUAUUGUGCAAAUUGUUUCGUCUGACCCUCGGAUUCUAACUCGUAGCGUUGAUAGUCAGCUUGGCCCAUCGAUUUUAGCAUUGAAGAGUGUUUUGGUUUCGAAUGUGGAUAUGUCUACGUUUUUAAAGAGAUCUGGGCGUAUUCUGAGGCUUGAUUGGGCGAAAACUAUGAUUCCCAAUAUUGAAUUUUUGAAGAGCUGUGGCAUUAGUUCGUCGCAAAUAAGUCGAUGUGUCUAUAAUUGCCCAACAUUUUUCUUUUGUAAACCAACGAGAAUUAGAGAAAAUGUGAAGAGGGUUGAUGAGAUGGGCUUUGACAGGAAUUCUAAGAUGUUUCUUGAAGCGAUUCGGAUUAUUAGUUCGAUAACUAUAGAGAAUUGGGAGUUGAAAUUGGUGCUUUUUAAGAGUUUGGGGUUUUCGGAAGAUGACAUUUUGUCAGUUUUUAGGAGAGCGCCUCAGUUAUUUGGUCUGUCAGAGAGGAAAAUUAAGGAGACAACACAGCUUUUGGUUAGCACGGGAUGACUGAUAAGAAGUUCUUUGAGAAAUAUGUACUCCCUCAUUCAAAUGAGGUUGGCAAAUUAUUUGUGGCUACAAGGCCUCGUUGAAAGCAGAAAUAUGUGCAUAAAAUCAUGACAUCAUUUGUGACUUAAUUAUUUAUUACCUAGAGACUGAAUCUUUUUCCCGAUAAGCAAAUAACUUGGUGGCAUAGCAUGGCAGGUAAGUAGGUACUUUUUUGCACUAGAUUUUCACAAAAUUUUCUUGUAUCCAUAUGGUGUAUUACUCAAAAAAACAUGGAUUAAUUUUCCAGGUUGCUGUCUCAUUUCAAAUGUGUUGAAAUAUAUCCUUAAUUCAACAAUUCUUUUUUCUUUUUUCAAAUUUUCAAUUGAGGCAUCAUGUUGAAUAAUCCUGAUAGGUAAUAUAUCUUGCUCAAGCUUUCUCA